AUGCGUAGCAACAUCACAAAGCCGAAUAACCCAGGCGUGACUCAUGUCCGCAUCCACGUGGACUACCUCCCUCGCACCUACGACGAUUAUGACCUCCGCAGCAUGAUCACGAUCUACGUACCGGCAGCGUUUACCAUUGAUGCCGAAGGGGAAGACGCGAGUGAUCAACAGGCGCUAGAAUGGUACAGGGAGGAGUACUUUGAGCAAGAAGCGAGCGACCGAGCUUACAUGAGCGGGAAGUGUAUCGAUUGCGAAAGCGUCUUCUGCGUCUGCGAAGGAACCUCGCGAAGCACUCCGAGUGGCCGGAAGCUCACGGAAGAGGAAGGAUACCAGCAGAAGCUGGACUGGGCUGUUGCCGAAGAGUGGGACGAGUGCGAGUUGUGGGAUGAGAUGUACAUGGACACGAGUCGCGAGCAGCUGAGGGACGAGGAGGAUAAGAUGUCGAUGCUUGCGGGUAACUACAACGUGUCGUCAAGCAAGAAGCGCAAGCGCAGCAAUUCCUAG
Lecanosticta acicola is the source of this 504-nucleotide messenger RNA. Lineage: Eukaryota; Fungi; Ascomycota; Dothideomycetes; Mycosphaerellales; Mycosphaerellaceae. The record is from the annotation of a GenBank genome assembly.